Molecule: messenger RNA, 1065 nt
Organism: Photinus pyralis (common eastern firefly)
Lineage: Eukaryota; Metazoa; Arthropoda; Insecta; Coleoptera; Lampyridae
Product: probable cytochrome P450 303a1
Exons: 3
Coding region: 199-954 (251 amino acids)
Biological process (GO): xenobiotic metabolic process
Cellular component (GO): cytoplasm; intracellular membrane-bounded organelle
Molecular function (GO): heme binding; oxidoreductase activity, acting on paired donors, with incorporation or reduction of molecular oxygen, reduced flavin or flavoprotein as one donor, and incorporation of one atom of oxygen; iron ion binding
Source: RefSeq, a predicted model, not a curated record
UUGGACGUCAGCGUACCUUAUUCGUCGAUGGAUUGGACGCGCUGAGGGAGCUACUGACGAAGGAUGAGCUCAAUGGUAGACCAGAUGAUAUAAUCACCAAAAGUAGGACUGGUGGAACGAGAAGGGGUAUAAUAUGUAUCGAGUCCGAACUACUUCACAAGCAGAAGAGCUUCAUGCUAAAAGAACUGCAAAGAAUUUAUGGACGUUCUUCUCCAAAGGCAGGCGAGCGCAGUGAUUGAGGGAAUGAAGUCAAGAAUCCAAGAAAGUGGCACGAUGUGCGUCAACCAUUUGUUUUCAGUGCAGACCCUGGCAUCAGUGUGCACUCUGAUGACGGGCACGGAAACUAACACACAAGGCGAAGAAUUUAAGAAGCUGUACGGUGUCAUGGAGAACUUUUCGGAAAACAUUUCGUUCACAAGCUCGGCCUUUGGCAUGUUUCCCCUCCUGAGGUACCUCUGCCCGGAGUACUGUGGAUACAAUACGUACGUAGACAUGCACCAGAAGAUAACUGCCUUUUUCCACCAGAAAGUAAAAGCCUUCUGGCCUGAUGGUUUCAUCCGACGAUACCAAGAGGUGAUAGACUCAGGAAAGGAGGAUGGGUUCUGCGAGGAUCAGCUGUUAGCCAUUUGCCUAGACAUGCUCGUUGGAGGCUUUGAAACGACCAACAACGCGCUGGGCUUCCUCUUCUUCCAUAUCCUACGCCAUCCUGAUGUUCGGAGAAGGGUGCAAGACGAAAUUGACAGCGUGGUCGGAAGAAGUACGCUUCCGAGCCUCGACGAUAGACCACGGCUCCAGUAUCUGGAAUGUGUCGUCUUGGAAACUCUGCGCGCGUUUAGCGGCAGACUCUUCUUAGGGCCGAGAAGGGCAAUUAAGGACGCCGUACUUCAUUCCAAAGGACACCCUCAUACAGUCACGACUAAGGGCCACGCUUCUAGAUCCAAAUUGUCGUUUUAAAGAUCCGAUGGCGUUUCAACCACAACGUUUUAUGAAGGACGGCAGAUCGAGCGUUCCUGAUGACUGCAUUAUGUUCGGUAUUGGCAGGCGGAGAUGCCCCGGGGAAGUCUU